CGUGUUUGGAUGCUCUGAGGCCUUCGGAUCUCGCACCGCGCUGCUAUCAUGGCUGCUCCUUUGCUCGUUGCCGCCACUAUCCUGGCAAUCGGUGAGUCGGGCAAAGGCGAAGAUCUGUCUCACCUGUCGCAGCACCAGAUCUGUGGCUUGUUCUCCCUUGAUCAGUGCUGGUCUCAGAGGCGUCGAUCAAGUACCACCACCGCCAUCAUGGCGGCAAGCAUCAUGGCUACGGAAGCAAGACCAUUACGCAGGGGUGCCCUCGGCUUUGCGACUGUGAGACGGACUGUCCUAGCAAUGGCGGUGGGCGGCAGCUCAAGGGCAAGAAGCAUCAUCACAAGAGCCACCACAAGAGCCACCACAAGAGCCACCACAAGGCCGUCAACUACGGCAAGUGUCCCACUGAGUGCAUCUGCGAGUUGGAGUGCAAGGACGGCGGCGGGAUUGUCAAAUGCAAAGAGACCGCUGACUGCCCCAAAGGCCUCGUGUGUGUGGAUGGAAAAUGUUCGUGAGAGGGGGGGAAGGACACAAAGAGACCAACCACACUGAUCCAUUCACCGCUCACAAACACACACACACGUGUCUCUGUCUGAUGUGUCUGUUGUGGAUGCGCCUCUGGGUGUGGUUUGCUUCUGUAUGUGCAGGUGUGGCUGAAGGCGGCCCGACCGACUGUGUGGCUUUGGGCGGGGAGUGCUUCAGCCAGUCCGAGUGCUGCUCCGAGACAUGCAACCUCUUCACAGUCCCUGUCCUGAUGGGCACGUGCGCCUCGCCCAACUGCUGCGUCGACCCCCCGGAUCCGUGUGUUAUCGUGCCCGAUGGCAACAACGUCCCUUGCUGCGCCACGGGUGUUGAGCCGUCUGUCAAGUGCGAUGUGCGCCCCUGUAACGGCAACGUCGGCUGCUCUGACGGCGGGUUUUGCAUCGAUGGCUUCUGCAACCCAGCUCUCAAGGAUUGCUGCGGGUUUCCUGGGUUGCCGAUAUGCCCUGGCAAGGAUUGCGGCUCGGAUGGUGCCCUCCCCUGUCUGGACUGCUGCACCAGCGAGGCGGCCCUGGUGGAUGGCCUGCCUGUGUGCCCUGGGCCGUGCGGCAUUGUGGACUCCGACGAACCUGGUGUGGCGGAGUGCUGCUUCUCGGACAUUGACUGCGCGGGAGAAGCCAUUGCGCCCCGGUUUUGCAACGCCGAGAACCAGUGUAAGAGGAUGAUUGUGACUUGUGUACUCGUGUGGCUGGUAUGCAUGUCUCAUCUGGCUCCGGUGUGAUCAGGUGAGGUCUCGCCAGGACCCGAACCAGAACCCGAACCAACACCCUGAGCUGUGGUUGGUGUAAUUAAUUGCGAGGCUCUCUGAACUUGACGCUCAUACGUGAAUUUCUUCGUUAAAUGAAUGAGCGGUGUGUGGUCUUCUGGUUAGUGUCGUUGCGGCACGUAGGUGUAGACGCAUGUCAGCCGGUCAAGGCAGACAGACAGACAGACAGGGAGACAGACAGGGAGACAUGCAGAGAAAUGUGGCGUCGUGUGCCUAAUUAGCGGUGUGUGUAUGUGUGUGUGUGUGUGUGUGAGGGUGGGAAGAUUGGUAGACAGGCCGGAAUUGCUGGAUGAAUGAUGAGGCGCGGGUGAAUGAGCCACCUGUGUUUGCGGUGCACGGUGCUUCUGACUACCCACGCCUAUUAUUA
Messenger RNA from Vitrella brassicaformis, 1667 nucleotides. The record is from the annotation of a GenBank genome assembly. Lineage: Eukaryota; Vitrellaceae.